This is a messenger RNA of Naegleria fowleri, 3837 nucleotides long. RefSeq lists its product as uncharacterized. The coding region runs from base 1 to 3837 and encodes 1278 amino acids. Gene Ontology annotation, molecular function: microtubule binding; ATP binding; microtubule motor activity. Lineage: Eukaryota; Heterolobosea; Eutetramitea; Acrasida; Naegleriidae. Gene Ontology annotation, biological process: microtubule-based movement. The record is from RefSeq and is a predicted model, not a curated record. The transcript has 3 exons.
AUGUCUUCCAAGAACACACCUUCCUCUUCUUCGGAACGAGAUAGAAUUAAAGUUUUUGUGAGAUGUAGGCCUCAUUCCGAAAGUGAAGCUACAGAAGAUCCUUCUUGUAAAUCAUGUCUGGAUAUUAGAGGCAAAGAAAUUAAGGUUUUUCGGUCUGCCUUACCAACGAAAUCAUUUACAUUUGAUGGAAUAUUCGGACCGGAGGCAACUCAAGAGGAAGUAUUUAAUGCUGUUUCAAUUGAAGCGAUUGAUGAUGUUUUUAAGGGAUAUCAUGCAACGAUAUUGGUCUAUGGGCAAACCGGAACAGGAAAGUAUACUCUGAGCAACAUUAUUGAAAAUAAUUCAUCUCAAAACGGUCUCAUACCAAGAAGUGUACAGGAAAUAUUUAGGAGAAUUAAGAAUGAUAAUAACCACGAAUAUUCUGUCAGAAUGAGCUACUUGCAAAUUUAUAUGGAAACUUUACAAGAUUUACUUCAACCAGAAAUUAAGAGUUUGCAAAUAAGAGAGGAUCCUGAAGGUGGUGUCUUUGUAUCUGGAUUAAGUUACAGAGAAAUGGAAAAUUUUGAAGAUUGUAUUAAAUAUUACAAAGAAGGAGAUGCUAAUAGAACCACUGCUCUAACGAAAAUGAAUGCUACAUCGAGUAGAAGCCAUGCUUGUGUAAUUAUUAAUGUACAAAAGAGAGGAAAAUUGAACGGGUCAGAGGCUGUGGAAGGUCUAGACAAAAAGAAAGUAACAAGUGCAAAUUUAUUCCUUGUUGAUUUAGCAGGAAGUGAAAGGCUAAAGAAAACAGAAGCAGAAGGAAUUCGAAAAAAGGAAGCGAACUACAUCAACUUGUCGUUGACAACUCUAGGUUUAGUUGUGCACUCAUUGGAAGCUAAUCAUCCACAUAUUCCGUUUCGAGACUCUAAAUUGACAAGACUGUUACAAGAUUCAUUGGGUGGAAAUGGAAAAACGAGGAUUGUUGUCACGAUCGCUCCAAAUGAAGCCAAUUGUCAAGAAACAGUUGGAAGUUUGUUGUUUGGUGAGCGAGCAAUGAAUGUAAAGACAACAGCUAAGAUUAAUGAAUCAAUAGAUUACAAAGCAUUGUGUGUUAAACUUAAGGCUCAACUCGAAACCUUGGAAGGAAAAUACAACGAACUUGAGGAAGACUAUCUUGACGUCACACAUGAAAAUGAUAAAAUGGACAUGGAAAUUGAGUCACUCAUCGAUGAGAACAAAAGUUUGAAAAAACAGAUAAAGAUUUUAGAAAAAGAACAAAUCAAAGAAAAGGAGAAAAUUGUAUCUUUAAUGAAAGGAGAUUUAGCAGAUUUGGAAAAGCAACAUGAGUUACAAAUUAAGGAGUUGAACCAAAGAAUAGAUGCAAUGGCAAUAGAAUUUGCCCAGGAAUAUGCUGCCAAGGAACAAAAAUUAACAGACCUUAUCAACAAAAAAGCAAGCGAAAUCGAUCGAUUGGAGACAACUCUGGUUGAUAAGCAAUCUGAUAUUGAUGCCAUGGCAAAGAAAAUUCAAGAUUUACAAGCUGAAAUUGAGUCUUUAACUUCCGUCAAUGAACAACUCCAACAAGACCUAGAAAUCACAGUGGAGCAAUAUGAUAAACGAGAGAGCGAGCUUGAAAAUAUACAAGAAUUAAUAGAAACCUACGAAAAACAAGUAUUUCUGUUGAAAGAAAAUAAUUCUCGACAACAGGAUGAGUUUAACACAGAACGGAGUGAACACAAACAAUCCAUUAUGAUACUUGAGCAUGAAACGGAUCAACUUAAACUAACUAUUAAGGGGCUUGAACAAGUAAUCAAGGGAAUGGAAACAAAGUUCGCCUGUGAGAAACUCCAAGUUCAAGACGAGAUCGAGGAGUUGAAAAAACGAAAUCUUCUUUUGACUUUGAGCUUGGAAGAGUUGACCAAUGAGAAUACAAAGCAGCAAAAGGAAUCAUCAAACGAAAAAGCCGAGCUUCAAAAGCAGAUUUUUACACUUCAACAAAACAUUGGUGAGCUAUCAUCUCAAAACGUUGCUCUAAACUCUGAAAUCAUCAAUCUCAACAAUUACAUUCAGGAACUGCAACAAAAUGCUGGAAAAUUAGGCGAAGAGUGGGAUCAAGAAAUGAAUAAUCUCUUGAAAAUUAUUCAUGUUCAAGACAAGGUAAUUCGUAACUCUCAAGAACAAUUUAAGCGCAAUUUGAUUUAUCAAAUUUACAACGAGAAAAUAAUAGAGGGCAUGACGAAACACAACCAGUCUACUGAAAUGAUGUGUAUGGAGUUAAAGCUUCGUCUCGAACAAACAGAGUCUGAAUCUGAUCUCUUGCGACAAAAGCUCGAAGAAGUUUAUUUAAAAUCCUGUGAAGUGUUUAGGACUGCCAUGAAUCGACACAUCGAUCAGAAAAUUAAGAGGGACACAGACAAAUUCGGAAAGCGAAUGCAUGAUCUGAGCAAGGAAGGAAAUUUUAUUCAGUUGUUUUCAAAAAAGCAAUCAGUCCUUGCGAAAAAGUGUCAACACCAAACUCCAGAGGAAAUAGCGAGCGAUACAAUGAAUUAUAUUGUAUGGGCCUUAGAAUAUACCAAUCCCUCAUGUGGAACUCUCUCAAAUAUGCAACUCUCUGACGAAAAGACUCUCAACAUUAUCAAUUCAUUAUUGGAAGAAAGCGAAAGAAGAGUGAAAUCAUCUAAUAAGGAUGUUGCCAAACAUAAGGAUGAGAUUGACAAUAUCUGGAGGCAUAUAAAAAAGACCUUGUCAGCCCUAGUGGAAAAUAAUCAUGAAGAUAGUGUGAGUUAUAUUAACAACAUUCUUAAUAGUGAGGAAUAUCAAGAUCUUAUUGAACGACAAGAAUUUGUCUCUCAAAAGGAGGGCAUUGACAUUGAUUUUAUUGCUCCAAACAACACCCAAGAUCUUUACAAAGAGACACUACAUGUCUUGCAAAAGCUUGAAGACAAAUUCGAAAAAGACUUUGAUACCAUUAAUUUGUACAGUAACUGGUUAGCAAUUGGUGGAACCUUUUUGAAUACCUUAAUUGAGUGUGAAGACAUCAAUUAUCAUGCAUUAUUAUAUUUAAUUCAUGAAUUGCUUCAUUUAUUACACACCACUCGAAAUUUACUAUUCCUUUUUGAUUCAUCCGAGAGAGAAACGAUUGUUUAUAAACUUUCGCUGCAUGGGUGUGCCUCCAAGUUAUCCCAAUUUAUUUCAUCCGCUGAGGAAGUUAAACGAGAAAUGGAAGAACGAGUGCAACAGUAUGAGAAUUUGCGACGAUGCACGGAUGCUGCUUUAAUCAUUCAAAGAUUUUAUCGUCGAUACAAAAAGAGGAAACAUGAAGCAAUGUUAAUGAAACAAAAGCAAGAAAGUGAAGCAGUCCUUCUCAAACAGAAACAAGAGCUUGCUGAACUAUCCAGACAUCAACUCUUGAAGAUUCAAGAAUUGCAAAUGUCAGAGUUGAAUUUCAAGGCAGAGAUUGAAAAACAGACUGCGAAGACUGGUCGCAUGCUACUCAAACAAAGCUUGCUCGAGCUGGACAACAUUUUCAACGUGUUGAAAGAAUAUUUUCUGUAUGGUGAAGACGACGAUGCCCCAUUGUCUCCAUCGUCUUCCAGGCCCAGCACUCCCACCUCCUCCCCUCUUCAUGAACGCUCGCGAGCAUUGAGCACCUCACCACCCAAUCCACUCAAAGAAAAUUAUGGCGGAAGAGGUCGUUUGUCGAGUGGACAGUCCAGAGCAUUCAGUAAUGCUUUUACCGACAAGGAUCUGGAGGAAUUGCACAGCUCUCUGUCGCCGAGAGACUCCUCCAGCAAGGUUUCGCCCACUGCUCGAAGAGUUUUGAUAAAAUCUCUUCCUCAGGGAAUCACCAAGAAGUGA